Neoarthrinium moseri is the source of this 840-nucleotide messenger RNA. RefSeq lists its product as uncharacterized. Lineage: Eukaryota; Fungi; Ascomycota; Sordariomycetes; Amphisphaeriales; Apiosporaceae. The transcript has a single exon. Bases 1 to 840 code for a protein of 279 amino acids. The record is from RefSeq and is a predicted model, not a curated record.
AUGUACUCCCAGAUUCAAACGGCGCAGCACGUCUACGACGUUCGGGCCCCGGACUACGAAAAAUCAUGGCAUCCAGACUAUACAACACGGCUCAUGAAACUGGCCCCCCUCCAUGAAGGCGAUAAGGUCCUAGUCCCUUGCUGCGGCACGGGACUCGAGUCCUUCAUGGCGGCUGAGGCGGUCGGGCCCCACGGUCUCGUGGUCGGCGUCGACGUCAGCGAGGGCAUGCUCAAGGAAGCGCGGGCGCGACAGAGCCGGGAGGCGGCGCUUGCCCCGCGACUACGUUUCAUUCACCACGACGCCGCGUCUCUGGGGACCUGCACCGAGCUGGGCGAGCUGGAGGGGAAAUUUGACUUGUUGAUCUGCAGCAACGCCUUCGUGCUGUUCCGCGACCCGGCCGGCGUCGUUCGGGGCUGGCGGGGGUGGGUGAGGGACGGAGGCCGGAUGAUCAUCGACAUCGUGCACGAGAAGAGCUUUGUCCCAGGGGUCGUGAUCGAGAAGGUCAUGGCGCAGCUGGGUGUGGCCUGGCCCUGGAAUCGUGCGUGGGCUCGGGGUCGAGAUUCGUUCAAGGAGAUACUGGAGAGCGAGGGCAUGCAGGUAGAGGUGAUCGAGUUAUUGAACACAAAGUCCGAGCAGCCGGUGCUAUCAUAUGGUGUAGACGAAGCUGACGAGCAAUUUGAAUCCGUCGCCGAGUCAGGUUUCGCUUGCAAUGUUCGAUGGCAGGGCGAUCAGAGGGAGAGAGCGAAGGACUUGUUCAGGAAAGAAUGGGAAAGCAUCGCGGUGGAUGGCAAGGUGGAAGCGGUCAACGCAUUAUACGUCUAUGUCGCUAGGAAAAUAUGA